Messenger RNA from Sipha flava (yellow sugarcane aphid), 891 nucleotides. It is a transcript of the gene Tpi, whose product is annotated as triosephosphate isomerase. Lineage: Eukaryota; Metazoa; Arthropoda; Insecta; Hemiptera; Aphididae. The transcript is spliced from 4 exons. Bases 119 to 862 code for a protein of 247 amino acids. Gene Ontology annotation, molecular function: triose-phosphate isomerase activity. The record is from RefSeq and is a predicted model, not a curated record. Gene Ontology annotation, biological process: glycolytic process; gluconeogenesis; glyceraldehyde-3-phosphate biosynthetic process. Gene Ontology annotation, cellular component: cytosol.
ACUAUCAUUAACAAAAAUCUCUAUCCGGAGUUCAUUGCAUAUUGAUUUUAUUUUGAAUCCGUUCAUUAGUCUCGCUUAAUAUAUAUUUUCUUCAAGGUCUUUCUCCAGUACUGUAAAAAUGUCCCGAAAAUUCUUUGUUGGAGGUAACUGGAAGAUGAACGGAUCGAAAAAGAUUGCAGAUGAAUUAUUAGGACAUAUAUCAAGAGGACCUCUGGACCCUAAUGUUGAGAUAUUAAUUGGAGUGCCAGCCAUAUAUUUGGAUUUUGUCAAAGAACAGGCCCCUUGUACCGUACAUGUAUCAGCACAAAACUGUUUUAAAACUGAGAAGGGUGCAUUUACUGGAGAAAUAAGUCCCAGUAUGUUAAAAGAUAUCGGUGUCGAUUGGGUUAUUUUGGGUCACUCUGAACGACGACAGAUUUUCCAAGAGACUGAUUUGCUCAUUGCUGAGAAAAUAAAUCACGCUCUUGAAACUGGAUUGUCUGUUGUUGCAUGUAUUGGAGAAACUCUUGAAGAACGUGAAGCUGGACAAACUGAAGCUGUUGUAGCUAAACAAAUCAAAGCUAUAAAGGAGAAAAUCUCCAAUUGGCAAAAUGUAGUUAUUGCUUAUGAGCCUGUCUGGGCCAUCGGUACUGGAAAAACUGCUAGUCCUCAACAAGCCCAAGAAGUACAUAAAGUUUUGCGAAAAUGGUUGACUGAUGAAGUGAGUGAAACUGUUGCCCAAAAUACACGUAUUAUUUAUGGAGGAUCUGUCACUGCAUCAAAUUGCAAAGAACUAGCUAAAGAAGUUGAUAUUGAUGGUUUUUUGGUUGGAGGUGCUUCAUUAAAACCAGAAUUUAUUGACAUUAUCAAUGCUAAUCAAUAAUAAAGUUAUACACAUUUAUGUAAACUAAC